AACGCGAGAUUGGUAAUGGCCCUUCGCCUCCCUCGCCUGUGCUUGGAUCCCCGCGGAUGGAGAGUUCGGCCGCUGAUCUGUGUGACAGGGUGCAGGCCCUUGAGAAGGAGCUAAAGAGCUGCCAGGCAGAGCUGCACCGGAUCCAGAGACAGCUGAGAUGCAGCGAGCGACUGCACCGGAGCACCGAGAUCCAGAACCAGGAGCUCCAGCGGCAGGUUGAAGACCUUAGAAGAGAAAUCUUUGAGAAGAAUAAAACUACAGAGGAGAAAACGGACCAGGAGGUUCAAACAGAGGACCAUUCCGCUUGGUCACAUUCAGAUUAUUACUAUUAUUCUUCCUAUGCAAAUUAUUACAACACAACAAAUGCCCAUGAAGUGGCUGCCAAGGAAGAUGGAAGCGGCGGCGUUGCGGGUGGGCUGGAGCAGGCUGUAGCUGAACCAAAGGAACAUUCAGAAGCCGUCGGUAGCGGGCAUACUGGAGAACAUUCAGAAAUGGCAUAUGAUCAGAAUACUCUGAAUGAAGAGGGUGAAUCCCUUGCGGAGAGCUUGAGAGCAACUGCAGAAGCUGCCCUUUCUCAGACUGGAUAUACAUAUGACGAAAGCUCUGGGAUGUACUAUGAUCAUAGUACUGGGUUUUAUUAUGACUCGGAAACUCAACUCUAUUAUGACUCUGCUACCGGCAUUUAUUAUUACUGCGAUGUGGAGAGUGGGCGCUAUCAGUUUCAUUCACGCGUCGACCUUCAGUCCUUUACCGACACGAAUUCUCAGCUAACAAAAGAUAAAAAGGCAAAGAAGAAAAGACGUUUACCGCCCAACAACACGCGGGAAGAAGACAAAGGCUCAGAGGAGGUGAAAACAUCUGUAACGUCAUCUAGCAAUAGCACAGCUCAUGACAGGAUAAGUUAUUUUGAAAGGGAGGCGAUUGCCUGUGAAAGAAAGAAGGCUAAGCUGGACAGUUAUAAUGUAGACAUCAGAGAGAGCUCCUCGUCUUCAGAGGAAAGUGAACCAGAGGAAGGUGAAAUCACAGAGAGUGAGAAGGCAUCCAGUGAUGAAGACAUGUCGAGUGGCGAUAGUGUAACUGCAAACGACUCUGAGAUUGAAGAUGUGGAAAAAAUCUGGCCUCCCUGCAUUCGAGUAAUAGUCGUGCGAUCGCCAGCAUUGCAGAAAGGAUCUCUGUUCAUCAUUACUGCCGUGAAAAGCGCUACCAUAGGAAGAGAGAGAGGCAUGGGGCACACAAUAAGAAUCCCAGAGCUUGGCGUCAGUAAGUUUCAUGCCGAAGUCUACUUUGACAACGACUUACAAAGCUAUGUUCUUGUUGAUCAAGGCAGUCAGAACGGCACAGUCAUUAAUGGCAACCAGAUUCUGCAGCCAAAGCAGAAAUGUGAGCCAUGUGUGCUGGAGCACGGCGAUGAAGUGAAGUUGGGAGAAACCGUUCUUUCCUUCCACAUCCACCCUGGCAGCGAUACCUGUGACGGAUGUGAGCCCGGCCAAGUUAGAGCUCAUCUGCGACUCGAUCAAACGGAAGAGAGUUCUGCAGGCCCCAUAUUAAACAAAGAAGAGAAGGAGCUAUUAAGAAGAGAGGGUCUAAAACAAAUAAGAGUGAAAUAUGGUUUACAGGGUGCGGAUUAUGAGGCAAAUAAGGCCGUGAAAAAUCCAAAGUACAAAGACCGGGCAGGCAGGCGCAGACAAGUCGUAGGAAGCGAAGGCAAUUUCCAGAGGGAUGAUGCCCCAGCAUCUGUACACGUUGAAAUUAACGAUGGCAACAAAGGGAGGAAAAUGCUUGAGAAGAUGGGGUGGAAAAAGGGAGAAGGCCUCGGGAAAACCAGCGAUGGCAUGAGAGACCCGAUUCAACUUCAGCUUCGCCAGAAGAAGGCUGGUUUGGGGUCAUCCACCCCGUCUUCCAUUGAGGAAAUUCGGACUGUUACGCAGAAUAAAAAGAACUGGGAAAAAGCGAGGGAGCGCUAUGCUGAGGCCUUUCCGAACAAACAAACUAACGAUGCAAAGAAAUGCAUUUCCUGGACUAAGGAAUCUGCGGAGUGACACAUUAUGUUUGAGUGAUGUUAAUAUGUAUUUGUGUUUAG
Spea bombifrons (plains spadefoot toad) is the source of this 2080-nucleotide messenger RNA. It is a transcript of the gene AGGF1, whose product is annotated as angiogenic factor with G-patch and FHA domains 1. Lineage: Eukaryota; Metazoa; Chordata; Amphibia; Anura; Pelobatidae. Bases 57 to 2039 code for a protein of 660 amino acids. The transcript is spliced from 14 exons. Gene Ontology annotation, molecular function: protein binding; nucleic acid binding. The record is from RefSeq and is a predicted model, not a curated record.